UGCCUCAGCUUCGGUCCAGAGAGGACCCGGCGCCGAACACUGACGGGCCCAGGUGUCGGGAAAAUGAUCCACAGUCUAUUUCUCAUAAACUGUUCCGGUGACAUAUUUCUAGAGAAACACUGGAAGAGCGUCGUGAGCCAGUCUGUCUGUGAUUAUUUCUUUGAAGCUCAGGAGAAAGCUGCUGAUGUCGAAAAUGUACCACCUGUCAUUUCAACACCUCACCACUACCUCAUCAGUAUCUACCGGGAUAAGCUCUUCUUUGUGUCUGUCAUACAGACUGAAGUGCCACCUCUCUUUGUAAUUGAGUUCCUACAUCGAGUUGCUGAUACUUUUCAGGACUACUUUGGUGAAUGCUCAGAGGCUGCAAUUAAGGAUAAUGUGGUCAUAGUAUACGAGCUCUUGGAAGAAAUGUUAGACAAUGGAUUUCCCCUGGCUACUGAAUCUAAUAUUUUGAAAGAACUGAUUAAACCACCAACAAUUCUACGUUCUGUUGUCAACUCUAUUACAGGCAGUAGUAAUGUUGGGGACACACUCCCUACUGGUCAGCUGUCCAACAUCCCAUGGCGCCGGGCAGGGGUAAAGUACACAAACAACGAAGCCUAUUUUGAUGUCGUUGAAGAAAUAGAUGCAAUUAUAGAUAAAUCAGGAGCUACAGUCUUUGCAGAGAUUCAGGGGGUCAUUGAUGCUUGCAUUAAGCUCUCUGGAAUGCCUGAUCUCUCCCUUUCUUUCAUGAACCCAAGGCUUCUGGAUGAUGUCAGCUUCCACCCCUGCAUCCGGUUCAAGCGUUGGGAAUCUGAAAGAGUUUUGUCAUUUAUUCCUCCAGAUGGAAAUUUCCGACUCAUAUCAUACCGUGUCAGUUCACAAAAUCUAGUGGCAAUACCAGUGUAUGUGAAACAUAGCAUCAGCUUUAAGGAGAACAGUUCUGCCGGCAGAUUUGAUAUAACAAUUGGACCAAAGCAGAAUAUGGGAAAAACUAUUGAAGGAAUUACAGUGACAGUUCACAUGCCAAAAGUUGUGCUGAAUAUGAACCUGACACCAACACAAGGCAGCUAUACAUUUGAUCCAGUCACCAAGGUACUAACAUGGGAUGUGGGAAAAAUUACUCCACAAAAGCUCCCAAGUCUUAAAGGGCUGGUAAAUUUACAGUCUGGAGCACCCAAGCCAGAAGAGAAUCCAAGCCUCAACAUACAGUUCAGGAUCCAGCAACUUGCAAUUUCAGGUUUAAAAGUAAACCGCUUGGACAUGUAUGGGGAGAAAUAUAAGCCAUUUAAAGGAGUCAAAUACGUCACAAAAGCUGGAAAGUUCCAAGUGAGGACAUGAGAAGAGGCCAAAAUUCCUCAAGAUCAGUUUGUUUUCCAAGCAUCAUUAUAAGUUACUACUAUUAGGUACCAAGUGGGUGGGAAUACAUAUUCUAGUUAAAGCAUUUGUGUCAAGCUGCACAUCGCUAACAAAGUCACUUAGUAAUCAGUGUAGGGUUCUUAAGAAGCUUUAAGCUAAGGAAACUUUUCUAAUGACUUAGCUUAUUUUGUAUCUUUUCACUUAGGAAGAUUUUGGAGGUGAUUUCUUCCAUAGAGAGGAACCAGCUGUCCACUGCACAUUGUAACAGUAAAGGCAGAAGGCUACAGUGAUACCCUCUCUCCUAAAACAAUUGAUGAACUGGUCUCAUCCAGCAGGAGCUAUCUUAAUCUGUGAUGUGAUUUGUCAGGUGCAGCCAAAUGUCACACCUUCUGAUCUUAGCCAUCCCAAAUCAGUGUCUGUCCCAACAGGAAAUUCCCCCCAGCCCCAAAAGUUUACAAAAAACUGCCUCUUCAAGUGUUUGCCUUAUUCAGCUUUUCACUUGUGCCAUUAAGCAAGCACUGUAGCAAGAGCCACAUCAACCUGGCCCUGGAAGGGGGCACUGCUGCUCCUUGCUCCAUUCUCACUGUACUUGGUUAUUGUAUUUUUUAUAAAUAAGAUUUUUAUGUAAAGCUCAGAUUUUGAUUUACAGGGACAUUGCUGCAGUAAAUACCAUCUCAACUUUGUGCCACUGGUUCAGCUGUUAGCACAGUAAAAAUCAUUUGUAUCAAAGGGGCAAAUGCUUUAUUAAGGUAGUAAAAAGGAACACUACUGCUUUUAGGAAGUUACUGCAAGCACAAGUGUUUACACUUUUAAGCAAAUUAAAGUACUAAAAGAGAAACAAGUGAAACCUUUGCCAUCUUCAUGUUUUAUAAAGAUUAUCCAACACCACUUAAACUGUAGUUAGCCUAAAUGUCUCAGCAAAAUUAGGAAAAUGUGCCUGCCUCACUACCAUCAGUCUUUUUAAAUCUUUUUCUUUGUUGUUGUUCUCCUUAAGGAGUUGAAUUUGCCUCCAUGCCUUGACUUUAGGGGGAAUCUCCCUUUUCAUACUGUGUGCUUCCCAAGGUUAUAAUCAUAGAUUGCUUCCUGAAACUGUGGUCAUAAUUGUUACUGGAGUACCUAAAUGUCUCUACCAUGCUUACAAAGCACAUGGAAGUACGUUAUAUUGAGACAGAAGCAAAAUCCUCAGUAACAUUAACGAUACCAUAAUGAUCAUCAUGGUUGAAAAGUCAAUGUACAGUUGUAUCAUUUCACACAAUUUUAUUGGCUUGGUAAUGUUUGCCCAGUUAUUUUGCUUCAUUAGACAUGAAGAAAUGGAGAAAGGCUGAAAGUUAAGAUAUCAGUGCUUGUUUUUCAUAUUUCCUUCUUGUUCUUACUUAUGCUAUGAGUUUUCUUCUCCUUGCAGCUCCAUUCUUUUCUUCUUUCAUUCUUCUCAGCUUUUAACUCUCUCUUAUCAUGCUAAGGAUAACUUGUACACUCAUCCCAUUUAUGCUGUCAAGGGCUGGCUUGUAUAGAGGGAGCCCACUAAACAGCAUUCUUACCUUUGCCUGCCUAGGGCACCCAACCUGCCUUUCAUCUAAUAAGAAAAGCCACUUUUUACAACUUCUGAAUUUCUAGAAUAAUCAAUCUCAGAUUGGCAGCUAAAGUCAAAAUGUUGCCAAAUAUUUAUUCCCUUUACCUAAGGUUGGUUACCCAGUUCAAUUGCUUUUCAUUUUUAUUAUCUUACUCUUACUCUUCAGAAUUCUUACCUCAAAAAAGACCCCAGAGCAUUUGCUUUUCUUUUUGCAGAAUCCAUAAUCUCAACUAUCCAUACCUGGGCUGUCCAGUUUUCCUCCUGUGCUAUCUUCUCUUAUAUCCAAGAGUCCCAUCUAGCAACUUCUGCUAAAACAUCCAAGUAGACUGUUUCCUUUUACAAUUAAAUUAUUGUAUUUAUUAAUUUAUAGAAUCAAGUAAAUCCUUUUUCUGACUCUGGCUAUACUGUCAAUAAAAUGAUAAAAGCAA
Messenger RNA from Galeopterus variegatus (Sunda flying lemur), 3336 nucleotides. RefSeq names its product adaptor-related protein complex 3, mu 1 subunit (gene AP3M1). The record is from RefSeq and is a predicted model, not a curated record. Gene Ontology annotation, biological process: intracellular protein transport; endocytosis. Gene Ontology annotation, cellular component: cytoplasmic vesicle; clathrin adaptor complex. The coding region runs from base 64 to 1320 and encodes 418 amino acids. NCBI's taxonomy places the organism in Eukaryota, Metazoa, Chordata, Mammalia, Dermoptera, Cynocephalidae. The transcript has 9 exons.